AUGCGAAACAAUACACCGUUGAAAGAAUUUCAUGUUGCAUUAGUUGGAAUGAGUGGAAGCGGGAAAUCGGCGAUUGCCGUAAAAUAUAUAACAAAGAGAUUUAUUGCAGAAUAUGAUUCAACUUUAGAAGACACAUAUUGUCGUCAGGAAACUAUCGCGGGUCAUUGCGUGAUGGUCUGGAUAAUGGAUACUGUGGAAAAUGCGGCGAGAGAUGAAAUGAGAUGGAUUACCUGGGCAGACAUUUAUGUUGUUAUAUACGAUGUUACAAGUCAAUUAUCUUUUCAAUAUGCCGAAGGUUUACUAGAAAGAAUUUCAAGACAUGAACAUGUGUUGUGUGCUAGAGAACACCGCACGCUGUUGGUUGGAAAUAAAAAUGAUUUGGAGAGAUAUAGACAAGUAUCCGAAGCCGAAGGUGAACGUCUAGCAGUUCAAUAUAAAGCAUGCUUCUCUGAAUGUUCAACCGCAAACGAUAUUCGACAAUUCACUCAGACCCUUCAUACCACAUUCCAGAACAUUAUAACUGGUGCACGAAGCCCAUCUCCACGACAGUGCUCGUCUGAUUCAGAAAUUAUUACUCCAAGAAAGGGUGCAUUUUCUGCAUUACGAUCAUCUUCUCGCUCAUCACAAGUCCGUGCCAAAACCUCAGCAACAAAGAACCCUCAAAGAGGUAUGAGAAAUUUCCCGCAAAAACAGAAGAAUGUAAAUAAGUUGGACGCGCUUCUGAAGUCAACAGCAAAUGGAGCGCAAAAGGAGAAUAAUAUUGACAAGGUUCUGACUACAAAAGUUGAUCGAUUGAUGCGCGCCAAGGUUGAAUUUAUGAAAGAUAAAACCGAUACAGGAGCAGAUUUAAAUGAAUCAUCCAAAUUACAUGUAUUGAUUCCGGAUAUCGAUUCAGAAGUUCGGGCGGCAAUAGCUUUGAAGAAAUUGGGAAUAGUACCGAGAAAUCGAUUAUGCAGAGUAGAGCCUGACACACCCGCGUUUUUUAAAUGCAAAGUAAUAUUUUCGUGA
Molecule: messenger RNA, 1008 nt
Organism: Caenorhabditis bovis
Lineage: Eukaryota; Metazoa; Nematoda; Chromadorea; Rhabditida; Rhabditidae
Source: the annotation of a GenBank genome assembly